Limulus polyphemus (Atlantic horseshoe crab) is the source of this 3032-nucleotide messenger RNA. RefSeq names its product lysine-specific demethylase 6A-like. Gene Ontology annotation, biological process: regulation of gene expression. The record is from RefSeq and is a predicted model, not a curated record. Gene Ontology annotation, molecular function: histone H3K27me2/H3K27me3 demethylase activity; chromatin DNA binding; RNA polymerase II cis-regulatory region sequence-specific DNA binding. Bases 110 to 505 code for a protein of 131 amino acids. The transcript has 4 exons. Gene Ontology annotation, cellular component: MLL3/4 complex. Lineage: Eukaryota; Metazoa; Arthropoda; Merostomata; Xiphosura; Limulidae.
GUGCAAUAAUAUUGCCUGGAAUGUUGGCCCAUUAACAGCAAGCCAGUAUCGUCUAGCUAUUGAGAGAUAUGAGUGGAAUAAAGUAGAAAAAUACAAGUCCAUUGUCCCAAUGGCUCACCUGACAUGGAACUUGGCUAGAAACAUCAAAGUGUCAGAUCAGAAACUUUAUGAGUUGAUUAAAUACUGCUUGAUGAAGACAUUGCAGAUGUGUCAACUUUCCAUAGAUUUGAUGAAAACUCUUAAUAAGGACAUUAGGUGGCAUGGCAGAGGAAAAAAUGAAACUGCCCAUUACUGUGGAAAUUGUGAGCUUGAGGUUUUCAACAUACUGUUUGUUAAAGAAGUGGAAAAAAAGCACACAGUUUAUUGUCUAGACUGUGCAAUGAAAGAGAGUUCAAUAUUGGAAGAGUUCGUAGUUUUGGAGGAAUACACAAUGGAAGAUCUCAUGGAUACUUAUGAUAGUUUUGUUUUACAUCCACUCCCUUCUGCUUCCACUAGUUAUGCAUGACAGUCUGGAAAUUGUAAGAAUUGAAAAUGCACUAAAAGUUUGCAAGGACUGAUACUCAUUUGAAUGCACCAAUAUUACUCUGCUUGCUUGCUGUUUGAAAGCUUUUCAGUUGUUAAUAUUUCUGUCUACAGAAACAAGAAAUCUAGUAAUAAUGUCUUUGCAAAUUUUUGAAGCCACUUUUUUUCCCUUUGUUUUUUCUAUCUGACUGAGGCUGGUUUUCAUCUACAGUAUAUGUAAGUAUAAAGUUAUGACAGCUUUGGUACUAGUUGAGCCACUUGAAGAACUGUGAAUAUACUGGAAUACAACAGAAGACAAGAUUUAAGACUAGUUGAUAAAGACAUGGAAGAGUUCCUGUAUUAAAAAUUUAAAGCCCAAAAUCCAAUACUAAAUGCAGAGAAUGGUCUCUGAAACCACAAAUAAUGGAACCAUUAUAAUCACCAAGGUCUGAAGAAAUUUUCCAGGUUAAGUUGGAUGACCAAACUCUAUCAUAUAUAUAUAUAUAUAUAUAAACAUAAAUGAAUAUAUACAUUGUCUGUCAGAAUUACAUUAAGUGCAAGUUUGCUGAUUGUGACAUGGUGUUAUGAUAAAUAGCAAUCAGUUGAAGGAAACUAAAGUAGCUGUUUCUGAAGAUUUUGGUCUGCUGAUGGUGAAGUUUUGUUUUGUUGUAAAAAGCAGCAACAAAGUGUAAUUAUAUUGGGUUUACACAAGGAUCCUCAGAUAAGAAGCAUCUGUAUUGUUUUUGAACUUUCAUGUGAUAAAAAGGGAAGUUCAGUAUUGAAUAAGUAAAAUUCAUAUCAAAAAUAAAAUAUAAAUCAGAAAAUUAAUUAAUUCAAAAUUUUUUAAAGAUAGGUUUGUGCCAUGUUAAUAGGAGGAUUCAUGUAAACAAUCGUCUUUUGAGAGUUUUGAAGGGGUUUUAAUCAAUGACUACACUGGCUUGAAGCAACAUACUUGAUUUUCAUUCACUUAGGCCUUUAACUUGGAUGUUUUAGACAAAACUUAGUAGAGGGUAAAGAAGUAAUAUCUAUUGAUUUUAAUCACUGCAUCAGAAAUUUAAUUUCCAUAACUAUUAUGAAGGUUAUGUUUUCAGGGUGAAUAUAAUAUAUAUAUACAGGAUUACCACUGCCACAUAUGGUAAACAGACGGGUGAAUUAGAUCAGAUGUCUGUAAAGUAUUCCAUUAUUUAAACAUAUGUUUUAUGAUAGAACAGCUUAUUUUUACUUUCUGUCUUAGUGGAUUUGCAGUAGUGUGUGUGCCAAAAAAAAAAAAGGGAUAAUUUUGGGAUGUGACCUUAGGAAUCCUGUAAGGCUAGCUGCUUUUCAGGGUUAAUUACUUCAAUUAUUUGAGAAAGUUGUACUUAAUUUACAGAGUGUAGAAACCAGAGUUUUGGGCUUAGUUAGUGAAGAAUGUUCUGGUCAUCUUGUAAGUUUGGAAUUUUUGCUCACCAAACUAUGCAACCAUCCUUGAUAACAUAUUUUUGCCAUAGCUGGAAACUGCCAUUUUUCAAAUCAUAGUCAUCAAUUAAGCUCAUCCAUUUUGCACACUAAAACCAUUAAGAAUUUUGAAAGCUGUGUUGUUUGAAACUUGAACUGUGAAGUUUUUAACCAUUGUUCCUCUGCUGGUUUAAAACUUUGGUUGUGGCUUGAGCCACCCAGUUAGAUACUCUUGAAGUUGUACCAUUAACAGUUGAUUUUUAUUAUAAUGUAAAUAUAUAAAAUAACACAUUGUACAUAAGAUACAUUUGUCUUGGUGUUUUUUAUUGAACCUCAUUUUCUUAUUUGUUGUGCAUCAUGAAAUACAAUUGCUCUGUUCAUAUAUUUAUAUAUAAUUAUCAAAAAUCAGAUAUUUGAUUUUAAGAUAGAAAUUACAAAUUACUCUUUUGCGGAAGCCAAAUAAUUUUUAAACUACUUGAUUCUCAAGAAACACUUGUUUCAGUAAAGAACAUGCAUAUCAAAAUAUGUUGUUUCGUUUGAAACUACUUUUUUGUUAACCAUGCAUCCAUCAAGCUAAAACCAGUAGAGGAAAGCUUAUUACCACGUUCAAUGACCAAUUCACUGCCGAUCAUGUGAGAUAUAAACACAUUUUUAUAACUGUGCAAACCAAAGUAUCACCUAAGAGCUUUUGUAUGAAAAAUUUUUCUUUACAUUUUAUGUUAGAUGAGGUAAAUUUGUAUAUGAGGUUUGUUUAUUAUUUUAUUGUAUGUGAAUUAGAUCUCAAUGUACAAUUUUGUCAUUGGUUUGUUAACGAUCAUCAAUUAAUUAUAACGUGAUUGUAUGAAACAGUGCUCAGGAACUUCAGAACAUUUUACAAUAUGUAGCAAGUAAAAGAAAAAUUAUUGACUGAUCUAUGUCAGCUAGCUUAGAUCCAAACUUACAACAUUAGUUUGUGUCGUCAGGCCAGCACGAUCCCUUGAUCUCAGUACAAAUUGUCACGUGUUAGUAUCUUACGGCUUCAGCCUGCCUGCUGGUUGUAUUUAUGUAUUUAAAUAGAAAUUUGUCCAGAGUGAAAAUAAAGUUUUUGUUUUUUUCAA